Messenger RNA from Scutellospora calospora, 1596 nucleotides. The record is from the annotation of a GenBank genome assembly. NCBI's taxonomy places the organism in Eukaryota, Fungi, Glomeromycota, Glomeromycetes, Diversisporales, Gigasporaceae.
ACUUGGUUCAUCCUUCUAACAUGAUAUGGCCUCAAUCUCUUGUCUACGUUGCUAUGUACAACUCAUUGCAUGGCAAUAUCGCUGAAACAAACAAAAAAAUUCGAUUUUUUUACAUCGCAUUUGCCUCAAUGUUCAUUUGGCAAUUUAUACCUUCUUAUCUGUUUCUUUGGUUAAGCAGCAUUGCUGUACUAUGCCUUGUUUUUCCCAGUAAUGAUAUUGCAAAACUGUUAGGAAGUGGUACAAGAGGUCUUGGAAUAAUGAAUUUCUCUCUUGAUUGGAACGCUAUUGGUCUUGUUUCUCCCCUGAUUACUCCAUGGUGGUCACAAGUAAAUUUUUACGUCGGUCUAAUUGUUGCUAUGUGGAUUAUUGCUCCAAUAGCGUAUUAUAAUAAUGUCUUCGAUGGCAAAAACUUUCCCAUUAUGUCCCUUCAUUCUUUCGAUAAAGAUGGAAACACGUGUACAAGUGUUAUUGAUCAAUCAACUGGUGCUCUUAAUAUUACUGCUUAUGCAAAUUAUAGUCCAGUGUAUCUAUCUGUUACAUUUGCUAUUUGUUAUGGCUACUAUUUCGCUCAAUUUCCUGCAACUAUUGUUCAUGUGGCACUAUUUCAUGGAAAAGAAAUUUGGACUCGUUACAAGAAAACUCGAAAAGAAGAGUUGAAUGAUAUCCAUUGCAGAUUAAUGAGUGUUUAUCCAGAAGUACCAUAUUUAUGGUAUGGUAUUAUAUUUAUUUCCAUGUUAAUAAUCGCAAUUAUUCUUGGCUAUACAAGUGGUGCGCAUUUACCUUGGUGGGCUUUAUUAUUGGCUGUGGCUAUUGCUGCAAUCAUGGUUAUUCCAAUAGGAAUUAUUCAAGCUAUCUCAAACUGGGCAAUAGGAUUAAAUGUUAUAACUGAAUUUGUGUGUGGUUAUCUUUUACCUGGUUAUCCACUUGCAAAUGUAUAUUUUAAAACUUAUGGAUAUAUUUCUAUGUCUCAAUGUUUAUUAUUUGUUCAAGAUUUAAAAAUGGGUCAUUAUAUGAAAGUCCCUCCAAGAAGCAUGUUCAUAGCACAAAUAUGGGGUACAAUUGUUGGUACAAUUGUAAAUUUUUGGUCAACGCAGUUUAUAAUUGAUGCCAAAAGACAUUACUUGGAUGGUACAGAAGAGGAUCCAACUGGCCAAUGGGUUGGAUACCAAUCUGAAAUAUUCAACACUGCAUCUAUAUUAUGGGGAUUAAUUGGUCCUGCAAAAACUUUUGGGGAAGAAUCACUAUACAAUAUACUCUUAUGGGGUUUUUUAAUUGGCAUCUUUUUACCUAUACCAUUUUACCUGCUUCAUCAAAAAUAUCCAAAAGCAGGAUUUAAUCUUGUUAAUAUUCCUGUAAUAUUAUAUGGUAGUAGUUUACUUCCUGGAUAUAAUACAAAUUUCAUUAUUUCUGGGUUCAUAGUUAGCUUUAUUUUUCAAUUUUACGUUUUUCGUUAUAAGAAAGGAUGGUGGACACGAUAUAAUUAUGUAAUGGCUGGUGCAUUUGAUAGCGCUGCACAAAUAGUGACUAUGUUUAUUUUAAUAUGCCUUGGUACAGUUACGGCGCCCAUUUGGUGGGGUACUGACCCGGCAUCUCAGG